This is a messenger RNA of Aureobasidium pullulans EXF-150, 2920 nucleotides long. RefSeq names its product exocyst complex subunit Sec15-like protein. Lineage: Eukaryota; Fungi; Ascomycota; Dothideomycetes; Dothideales; Saccotheciaceae. The transcript has 8 exons. The record is from RefSeq and is a predicted model, not a curated record. Gene Ontology annotation, biological process: Golgi to plasma membrane transport; intracellular protein transport; exocytosis. Gene Ontology annotation, cellular component: membrane; exocyst. Bases 205 to 2577 code for a protein of 790 amino acids.
CAAUCAUCAGGCAUGACUGUGUAGAAUAGCCAAUUUGGUCAUCGCUUAAACUGCUGUGGAAGUCAAUUGCGACACUCUUGUGCUUUCACUCUCGGGCAAACGACCAGUUCUUCCCUCGAACAAUUACGUGUCAAGGAACGCGUCUGUGAAAGAUCCAUAUCCUAGUACAUACCAUCUCGAAAAAGGCCCGGGUCGCAUUAGAGGAUGCCGUCAAUCAUUGAGCCUCAUGAUGAGUUCAUGGGCGCCGUCCAACAGAUUAUUCUGUCAUCAUCUGAGACAGACUACAUCGACCAGCUGAUUCCGGUGAUGCGAGAUGUCAGAAACUCAGAGCGCGCAGGACAUCUCAUACAAGCCCUGAAUCAAGUCUCGAACGAUCGACAGGCUGAGAUUGAGCGCAUCUGCAACACCAAUCAUCAAGAAUUCAUCAGCUCCGUCAACCAGCUUCAGCGCGUCCGGGAGGGUACAGUCACUUUGACAGCCGAGAUUAUGAGUCUCAGUCAGUCAAUAGAGGCCACCACCGAGAAACUCGCGGAACAAAAGAGAGCUUUGGUUGAUUCCAGAGGCGUGAGGCAAAAUAUUGACGAUGCCACCCAAGCUUUGAAGGACUGCCUCGAGGUUCUGCGGCUUGCAAACCAGGUACACGAUCUUCUGCAAGAAAAGAACCGGUAUGCAGCGCUUCGAGCAUUGGACGAAUUGCAGAACGUCCACCUCAGGGAAGUGACCCGUUACAUGAUUGCAGGCAUGAUUGAGCGUUCGGUGCCCGCAACCCAGCGCUUGAUUGCUGAGGCUGUUAUGGCAGAUUUGAACACUUGGCUCUUCCGGAUUCGAGAGACUUCGCAAUUCUUGGGCGAGGUGGCAUUCUACCAUACUGAGAUGCGCCGUACAAGACACAAGAUGCGAUUUGAAGAAAACCCAGACCUCGCCAAUUUCAAACUCAACUCAGCAGUGGAGUCUGUCGCUGAUGAGAGCGAAGAAUUUGAUGUGCUGAACAAUGAGGAAGUGCAAGUCGAUUUCUCUCCACUGUUCGAGGCCAUUCAUAUACACAACGCUUUAGGCCAGAAUGAGAGGUUCCGUCAAGACUAUUCAGCAACCAGGAGGAGGCAGAAGGAGCUGCUCCUGCCCGCAAGUCUGGAUCUCCUAGACGAAGACGCGGGUGAACUGAGCACUCUGCUGGAGAGCAUCGCUGGGUUUGCCAUAGUCGAAAAGGCCACGAUGCUGAAGACAGAGAACUUGAGAUCCUUGACAGACAUCGAAGAGCUCUGGGACUCCAUGUGUCAGAGUGCUAUCGCACUUGUUAGCAAGUCUCUACCUACCAUCGACAACGAUGAUAGACUUCUGAAGAUAAAGGGGGUGAUCGCCCUCUUCGUGCAAACCAUGGGAAGCUGGGGAUACUCAGUUGAUAGUCUCGAUCAGUUGCUCCUUACAAUUUUCGACAAGUAUGCUCAGUUGCUGAAGCAGAGAUUCAGCGAAGAUUUCCAGGAGAUUGUUUCAACCGACGAUUAUAUGCCUAUGCCUAUCAACAAUCCCGAUGAGUAUGACAAGGUGAUCAACGUCAGUUGGUACACACCAGAGAAGGACCGCGAGCAGCAGAACUUCCCUUGUGUUCUUCCUUUCUCACAGAUGUACCCACUUUGUUGUAUCGACAUCCGGAACUUUCUAAAUCAAAUCUAUCUAUUCUCGGACGACCACUUCCAGAACUCCGGUGUAAUCGACGACACACUCAAAAGCUCAUUAGACGAGCUUCUUUGUCACAAAGUGUGCCGAUCACUUGUUGAACGACUCUCUUCGCAAUACCCCGGCCAGAUUGUGCAAAUUUUGACCAACCUCGACCAUUUCGAGACGGCAUGUCGAGAGCUACAAGACCUACUCGCAGAAGCACGCUCGUCGAGCAGCGCAGCCGGCCCAAUCGUGCUCGCCGCAACAGAAGAAUUCACUACAGCCAAGAAGGCAGCUGAGAAGCGCAUCUUUGAACUCGUCAACAGCAAGAUUGACGACUUGAUCGAGACUGCCGAAUAUGACUGGAGCUCCACCUAUGAACCACCUGCUGCCUCGCCGUACAUGCAAGAGCUGACACGCUAUCUCUCCGACGUCAUGUCCAGUGUUUUGCUUGGAUUGCCUGUGCAAAUUAAGGAGCUCAUCUACUUUGACGCUCUUGCCCAUAUCAGCAAUGCCAUCCUUGCAUUGCCCCUGGACCCCUCUAUCCGUCGCCUCUCACCUCAAAGUGUUACGGCCUUCCGCCUCGACACGGAGCAUUUGAUUGAGUUUGUCCGCAGUCUCGACAACCCCGUGUUGAUGGAAGGUCUUGACGAAUUGCGCCAGACGGUCGAGCUCAUGGCUGUAGCCAAAGAGGGCGAAGGACGCGCCGAAGAAGAGUUCUUCGACGUGGAGAAGGGCCGCAAGAGGUUCGGCAAGGUGGACAAGAUGAACGGAGCCGAGCUGCUCGAAAAGGUCAGUCAGGGCGUCGAGGCACAGAAGGCAGCUGCCGUUGCUCAGGCGGCCAGUCCAGUCGACAAGAAGUCGACCAUGAACUUCCCAGCCUUCGCCAGCAGAUUCAAGAAGGACAAAGACGCUUCAUAGAAGAUUGAUUGCAAGCAUGUUGGAAAAGCAGAAGCAGGAUACCCAUAGAUAGAGAUGUUUAGAAUUCAGUGGUUUCAUCAAAGUAGCCCGUUUUUCAUCAAGAGGCCAUAUUUUAUUUUGUACAAAGAAAUGGCAGGAGUUGCCUUUUUCAAUGGCGAUGUCUGCAGAAGUCAAGGCUUCUGGCUGUCCUGCAAUCCGUUGGGCCUGUUCGAAACCCUCAACACAAGCCCAUGCUUCGUUUCGUCUAUCGUACAGUUUCCGACCAGCUUAUCCUGCUUAGAUGGCAAGGGGAGAGAAGAGCUUGAUCAACGAAGGGCGAGGCACACUGCGGGUGUAACCAAGG